This is a messenger RNA of Scophthalmus maximus (turbot), 4293 nucleotides long. It is a transcript of the gene gdf2, whose product is annotated as growth differentiation factor 2. NCBI's taxonomy places the organism in Eukaryota, Metazoa, Chordata, Actinopteri, Pleuronectiformes, Scophthalmidae. The transcript has 2 exons. Bases 636 to 1907 code for a protein of 423 amino acids. The record is from RefSeq and is a predicted model, not a curated record. Gene Ontology annotation, biological process: SMAD protein signal transduction; BMP signaling pathway. Gene Ontology annotation, cellular component: extracellular region. Gene Ontology annotation, molecular function: growth factor activity; cytokine activity.
CGCUUGACCAUACAGGUGUAAAUGCACCUGAGAUACACCUGUGUAAUCCAACAGAUGGUGUCAGUGGUGUCACAAGUGAUGACGAAAAUCGCACAUUCCUAUGACUAUUUCGGUCCGCCAAAGAAAUAAUUCCUCUUAUCAGUACUAUUAAAAAGUGUGUGGUCUAAUAUGCAAGAUAUAAAAAAAAAAACGUGGCAAUAUAGGUGGUAAAGAAUGCAAUGUUCACUUUGUUUCUUUUAAGCAGUUUGGUUUCCGGUGGCCUCAACACUUUCACCCCUCAAGCUGGGAAAAGUCACUUUACGGAGAUGUCUGCUUGUCAGUAACCUCACAGUUUCCAUCGCCUCCCUCGUUAUCACGUUCGAGUGUUUACAGUGUCUUCAUUAGCCGCCAGCCCUCCAAUGAUAACAACGCUUAAAAGAAGGCAUCAAUGACAGUGAUAAGCACAGCCAAGCUACUAUUUUGGUUGACACGAGUCCCCCUGUUUACACUGGGAGCAUGGGAGCGGACAUCAGGCAGUGGUCUUUGCAUGGGGGUUCUCCAUUUUCAAAACCUUGCCACAGCAAAGUCUGUUUUCAAGCUGGGAAGAAGGUGACGUUCGUGCCAGCUCAGUGGCUCCGUGAGGAUAUCGUUUCAAAAUGCUGCGCUUCAGGGCGUUUCUGUUGCAGGUGUGUCUGAGUCUGGUGGUCUCCAGUGGCUCCUGCACCUGUAAACCUCUCAACAAUGACAUCGAAAACGAUGACCCUGAGGGAUUUUACUCUCAGCUGUCAGAGGAGGACCUUCUGGAGGAGGAAGAUACGGACUUGAGGAUGGAGAACCUCCUCGGAACCAUGAAGGAGGGCUUUUUGAAGAAACUCAACCUGUCGGAUGUUCCCCAGGAGCACGGCAAGAUCUACCCUCCUCAGUUCAUGAUGGAGCUGUACAAUAAGUACGCCUCGGACAGCUCGGCUAUCCCUCAGUCUGAUGUCAUACGAAGUUUCACUGUUCAAGAUAUCACACUGUCUAUGACAAAUGGCGCAAAGUCGAAAUACAGGCUGCAGUUCAACGACACCAUCCCCAACCAUGAAAAGAUCACCACGGCUGAACUACAGCUCUUCUUCUUCCCGGAUGCCAGGUCAAGGUUCACCUCCCACAGUUUUGAGGCCACCGUCAAAGUCUAUGAAGUGGAUCGAACCGAUUUGACAUCCACUACCCAACUACUGGAUGGCAAGGAGGUGAGAGGCUCACAGAGCAUGUGGACGACGUUUGAUGUGACCACAGCUAGUCAGAGCUGGAUCAAGACAGGCAAUGGAGCAACUGUUUUUGAUGUAGUGGUGGAUAGGAAGGACUGUGGGGCUUCCGACAGGGGAGAGGAAGGAGCAGGCUGUCUAAAUAUGAGCAUGUCUGUUGGAGAUAACACGUCAGCAGCUCUGAUAGUCUUCUCAGAUGACCUGGGUAGCCGGAGGAGGGAGACAGAGAAAGAGCUAAAAGAGAUGAUCCUCCACGAAGAAGAAACCAUCUUGCACUCGGGCGCCGACUGGAACGGAGGGGAGCAACUUCCCAACAAGAUCCUGGCAGCUCAGCAUCCACGGAGAAACAAAAGAAAGGCAGAGAGGGAAUAUUGCCGACGGACCUCGCUAAAGGUCAACUUUAAAGACAUUGGCUGGGACAGUUGGAUUGUGGCUCCUCCAGAAUACGACGCCUUUGAAUGCAGAGGGCUGUGUUACCACCCGCUGACGGACGAAACCACCCCGUCCAAGCAUGCCAUUAUCCAGACACUGAUCAACAUUAGGGACCCCAAGAGGGCCAACAUGGCGUGCUGUGUCCCCAUCAAACUGGACCCCAUCACAGUCUUGUAUCAGGAGAAUGGACGUCUCACCAUUAGAUACAUGUAUGAGGAGAUGAAAGUGGCAGAGUGUGGCUGCAGGUAGUAGGGGGUGGUUGUUUUGGUGGUAGCAAAAGUGGUAGAUUGUGUUGGUUCUAAUGCUGCAUUUCAUUCAAGACUAUCUGAUGUUCACAGGUGGUACUCAGUAUAACCACCAUUAUGCCCACCAUUGGGAGAGAAGGAAGACCUAGUCAAAGAAUAAACAUUGUUACCUCCUACUGUUGACCUAUUUCUCCCCAAGCAUCUGCGAUAUUUUAUUUUAAAAAAUUAAAUAAAAAAAGACAGUCUUGAAUCUACAGUCAUGCUAAAUACUGACAUCAGAAUGCUAACAUGGUCACAAUGCUAAUGUGCUGAUGUUUAGCAGGUAUGUUUCUCAUGUCCACCAAUUAUUUUAUUUGGUAAUUGGUCAUAAUCCAGAGUAUUAGAUCAGAAUAAGUGCUAGAUGAAAAUUACGCUAAGCAUAUUCAUGACAUCAGUGCAUUUUAUUUGCUAUCCAGUGUCAGUCAGUAUCAGCCCUCUUAUCUGUUUGCACAUGUGCUCAUUCGGACGUUAUGCAGACUUUGUAGGAGGAGAUGACAGAGUGAAGUCUGUUUAAUGUCCGGCUCCACUGAUUCUCACAUACAGCUUCUGCAUAUAAUAGAAAGGUUCAGGGUUACAGUCCAUGUGUGAAAGCAGCUUUUGUCUGUUGCUAAGUGCACAUAAACAAUUGUGUCUAUUUGAUUUGAACGAGCAAUGGUAAAUUUGGAAACUCCCAAAACUAGGUUGGCUGACCAAUGUUGUAAUUUGAUCACAAAUUCAACCCAUCACUAACUCACGGACAUUCUGAGAUGUACAGCUGGACUGUGGCUGGUGCAACUAAGUACAGUAUGUUUUCAAAUUGUAGCCAUGAAAUAACGAAAUGUAGCAUUUACAGUUUUAUACCUUUCCUUUAGAUUUAUUGUUAGCAAGAAGUCUGAAAUCAGGGAAAUAGUCAUUAAUUCAGUGUAACAGUAGAACAGAUCAGUUAUACCACUUUUUCUGUUUUCCAGUGUAUGUAUGCCUGUGCAGAAACUGAUGCUUUUUAGAGCUUUUGCUCAAAUAAUGACUUUUUUUAAAACUGCAUUUCACAAGGUAUUAGUCCUUAGCAGAGAACCAAAGGAAGCAAACAUUUUUCAUAUUGUAUAUUUAAUACUUACUGUAUGUACAUAAAAAAACUUGUCCUUGCAAUAUCUUGGUUUAAUAUAUUUCUACAAACUAUUGAGAUUAUAUCUUGUAUUUUUAUGUAGUUAUUGACGUAAAGCAGAACAAAAUGCAGAUCCAUUAGUAUUGCAAUGUUUGAAAAACAAAUAAAUUGAGCAGUUGGCAUUAAUAGGAUCGCAUUUGAUUACGGCUGUGCAUCUGCUAACCCUGUGUUACUGUAGACAUAAUGUAAAACUGUAUAGAACUAUUGUUAGUGUAUUUUUUAAUAUGACUUGUGUAAUUUCAUAGUUUGCAGCAGUCUUUAAACGACUGCUACCAGAUUUGUACAGAAAGUACAGCUUGUAAAAUGGUCAGCUUACAUAUGCAGGCAUGCAACAUUGCCACUGUUGCUUCUACCAGAAGAGAAACUGUCUUGAAAGCUCAGUAUUCCUAAACUUCUCCAGUGGACAUGACUGUGUGUAUUAAUCUAUAUGAUACUGACAUUCUAAAAGAGAGGUUUCUGCCAAAUCUUAUAUAAAUCCUGCCUCCAUCUGUGUGUUCGAGCUGCUGAAUAAUAACUCAAUCCAUCUGGCUUAAAGUGGAGAGGUUUUUACUGCACCGUGGGUCUCUUGAUGUGUACAAUUUUUUACAAGCUUAUCAUCCCGGAAAUGAAUAAAUAUAAGUCUUGGGGAAAUUCUGUGUCACAAAAUUAAAUUAAAUUUCACUCAUUUCAUCUAUAGUAGACUACUCAUCCUGUAUGAAUUUCUUAACAUUUUGGCAUCACUUUGAGUCAUUUUCUGUCAAAUUUGUAAACCUUCAACAUCCUGUGAUGACUAUACAGGUGGUCUACCAUUUGACAUAGAACUCUAAGCAAUAAAACAAUCACCCAGUAGCACAGCUCUCAUUUAACACAACAAAAUAUGCAUCUUCAUUGCCUCUUUUCCUUCCAUCUCAGUGCCACCAUAGAUACAAGAAGGGAAUCAAGGCAACACAUUUCUGUCCUCUAAACUAUCAUCAAAUCGUUUUGGAUCUGUUGAAUAUAUUCAGUGUCCAAAUAGAGAGAAGGAUGCAACCACCUCGUAGCAUGGACUAGGCGGUCUUUAUACUACGUCACCAAACUUCCUCCCUUGCUCCCAUUAUAAUCACUUUUGGCCCAUAGAGGGCGCCUAACAACAAAUCCUGACCAUAGUUCAUAAGAAGAUGCUUGUACAGACAACCUAUAGGCAAACUUUUUGUAGGACAGUCUUACUUCUAUCAAAAUGUAUUGAUCCAGA